Molecule: messenger RNA, 1308 nt
Organism: Lolium rigidum
Lineage: Eukaryota; Viridiplantae; Streptophyta; Magnoliopsida; Poales; Poaceae
Product: beta-1,3-galactosyltransferase 7-like
Exons: 8
Coding region: 31-930 (299 amino acids)
Cellular component (GO): Golgi membrane
Molecular function (GO): beta-1,3-galactosyltransferase activity
Source: RefSeq, a predicted model, not a curated record
UUGUUGGAUAAGUCAAUCUCAACACUGCAGAUGGAGCUUGCAGCCAAGCGAAGCACGUUGGAACUGGUCCGCAAAGGUGUGCCAGUAACUUCAGAAACUAGCCAACGAAGGAAAACGGCAUUUGUGGUUGUUGGAGUUAACACUGCAGGAAGUAGCCGCAAGCGUCGUGAUUCAGUCCGGGAGACAUGGAUGCCACAAGGUGAAAAGUUGCUACAGCUUGAAGAACAGAAGGGAAUAGUUAUCCGCUUCACUAUAGGGCAUAGUGCUACAUCCAAUAGUAUAUUGGACAAAUCAAUAGAUGCAGAAGAUGCGCAGCAUCACGACUUUCUUAGACUGGACCAUGUUGAAGGGUAUCAUGAACUCUCCGCAAAGACAAAAAUCUUCUUCUCCACAGCAGUGGGCAUUUGGGAUGCUGACUUCUACGUCAAGGUCGAUGAUGACGUGCAUGUGAACUUAGGAAUGCUUGCCACUACCCUUGUUCGGCAUAAAUCGAAACCAAGAACUUACAUUGGCUGCAUGAAGUCAGGUCCAGUUCUUGCUGACAAGAACUUGAAGUACCAUGAACCCGAGUCCUGGAAAUUUGGGGAGGAUGGAAACAAGUACUUUCGCCAUGCUACGGGACAAAUAUAUGACAUCUCAAAAGACCUUGCGACCUAUAUCUCAAUAAAUCAGCCUAUGUUACACAAGUAUGCAAAUGAAGAUGUAUCACUUGGGUCCUGGUUUAUUGGUUUAGAAGUUAAUCAUAUAGAUGAAAGGAACAUGUGUUGUGGAACUCCACCAGAUUGUGAAUGGAAAGGGCAAGCUGGCAAUGUUUGUGUCGCGUCUUUUGAUUGGAGCUGUAGCGGCAUAUGCAAGUCUGUCGAGAGGCUCAAGGAUGUACAUGCCCGAUGCGGUGAAGGAGAUUCUUCUGUUUGGAGUGCUCUCAUCUAGCGAACACUCUCCCUGGACGUAAAUAUGUAGCAUGCUCGGUACACCUUGACGAUCGUGCCUCGAUAUCUGCAACCGAAAUUGCACAAUACUGGACCUAGCUGAUGGACUCGAGCUCUGGUAAUUGAAAUUCAGCUGGAGGCAACACGUGUAGCGUAGAUGAUACUUGUUGGGUUGCUGAGAGGUUUUAGUAGAUGUGAAUUGCUUUAUGUAACCACCAGUUACCCAGUAGUGUUAGAAGAGAGACCAAAGUAGGGUUGGGGGAUGAGGUUUUCCAUCUUACAGGUAGUAGGGCUGAGUUUCUCAUCUGCUCUGCAACAAAUUAGAGAUCAUGUGCUGUAGAAAAACAUCUAAUGCAAAUUUUGAUCAAUUUUUUUGCAA